Molecule: messenger RNA, 713 nt
Organism: Nezara viridula (southern green stink bug)
Lineage: Eukaryota; Metazoa; Arthropoda; Insecta; Hemiptera; Pentatomidae
Source: the annotation of a GenBank genome assembly
UAUUCCACAGCCCUGUAUUAAUGGUUUCGGAAUUCCGUGAAGAAGAGUAUUUUGAUGGUACAAAUGUGACAACUUGCUUGAUGGAAGCAAAUGAAUUCUGGACAUCGUUUUAUUUUACAAUGAGUACAACAGUCUUCUUCUGUCUUCCUCUUGCUAUCUUGGUUGGAUUAUACUCAGUUAUUGCAAGGAAUCUCCUUUCUAACCAUGGUCUAGUUGCACCGAAUAACCAGUCAGCAGCACUCAGGUAUCGUAGACAGGUUGUAAUGAUGCUUGGAACAGUGGUCAUCUCAUUCUUUAUAUGCCUGCUGCCAUUCAAAGCGUUCACUCUUUAUGUCAUCUAUGCUCCUCCAGAGAUACUCCUUUCAAUGGGAAUAGAAACAUUUUAUAACAUUCUCUAUAUCUGUCGAAUGAUGUUUUACAUAAAUUCAGCAAUCAACCCUAUUCUUUAUAACUUAAUGUCAUCAAAGUUCAGAGAUGGCUUCAGGAAGCUGCUGGGAAUCAGUAAUCAUGGUAAUUUUGCCCGGAAGGGUACUGUUACCACAACAACCACUCUUACUUCUUCAGCGAAGACAUCUUCAUCCGAUAACCUUCUGAGGAGAAGUGUAGUAAGAGUGAUUUCAUUAGAUGAAGCUAGUAGGGUUGACAAUGGACUGUCAACAACAAUUAAACUUUUGAACAAUUCAAUUGUUAGAAGUGAUGAAAGUUAUGUAUAA